AUGUCCUCCAGUGGAGAUGGCGCUCUAGACCCUUGGGCUGGCACCCCCGAGAUUACUGGCGCCGGGCGGGCGACGGUCUCUAAGAGCCGCGAUGCUGAUUUAAUCAAGGUUCAGAAUGAGGACGAGUUGCGUCUGGCCCAGAUGGGCCACAAACAGGAGCUCGUGCGACAUUUUUCCGUGUGGAGUUUGAUCGGACUCGCAGCCAACUGUAACAUCUCCUGGACGGGCCUGGGUCUGGGAUUGAUCACCGCUAUUAAUGGCGGUGGCCCUGGUGCCCUGAUUUACGGCUUCAUCUUUGUUUGGAUUCUCCAAUCCUUCGUCGGCGCCUCCCUCGCCGAAUUCGUGUUUGCAUAUCCAACCGAGGGUGGCAUGUACCACUGGAUCGCCGCAAUCGCCCCGAAACGCUAUAAUAGUUUAUUGAGCUUUGCAACCGGAUGGUCGACUGUCUUCGGAUGGAUCUUCACAACCGCCUCCACAAUCUUGAUCUAUGCCACCACUGCAAUGGCACUGAUCGCGCUUUAUCAUGAAGAUCUCGUUGUUCAGCCGUGGAUGACUUUUGUGGCGUAUCAGAUCUUGAACAUCGUCACUUCCGGUAUUGUUAUGUUUGGAAAUCGCUUCAUUCCUGCGAUUAACAAGUUCUCAUUGAUUUACCUCCAGCUGGCCUGGUUCAUCACCAUGGUCACUGUCGCCGCUUCAGCACCAGUACACAACGAUAGCAAAUUUGUUUUCCGAACUUGGAUCAAUAAUACCGGGUGGGAUAACAACGUCAUGUGUUUCAUCACGGGCUUGGUGAAUCCGUUAUAUUCCCUGGGUGGACUGGACGGCAUUUCGCACAUCACCGAAGAAAUGCCAAAUCCUGGCAAAAACGCGCCUUUGGGGUUAGCUAUCACUCUUUCCAUUGCUCUCGUCACUGGCUUGGCAUAUUUGCUCAGCUUGAUGUUUUCUGUCCAGAACUACAACUCACUGGUAGAUACACAGACGGGACUACCUUUAGCUGAGAUAUUCUUCCAGGCGACAUCUACCAAGGGCGGAGCCUUUGGCCUGGUGUUCAUGGUAUGGGUCGCCUUGGGACCCUGUGUGAUCGGGUCACAAUUGAGUACUGGGCGAGCCUUCUGGGCCUUUUCCCGAGAUGAUGGUCUCCCACUUUCUCGAGUUACCAUUAACAAUCUCGCCUACCUCGUUCCCAUCCUGACCAAUGUUUUGCUGUUCCACAAGACCAUGCAAAAGGGUCCAUUCUCUAUGAACCAGUUCACUGGAAUGACGGUCAAUAUCAUCUCCGUCCUAUGGCUGAUCUUUGCUAUUGUUUUCUUCUCUUUCCCGUUCGAAAUGCCUGCAACUUCAUCUAACAUGAACUAUACCUGUGUUGUUAUUGGUGGAUUCCUGGCUAUCGAGCUCGCCUGGUGGAUAAUCGCGGGCAAGAAAUACUCGGAAACGGUGCAGCGGGCUCGAGAGGAAGAGCGCAAAGCACCGAUGAUUGUGGACGAAACUGAUCCAAAGCCUUGA
Messenger RNA from Penicillium cinerascens, 1503 nucleotides. RefSeq lists its product as uncharacterized. The transcript has 12 exons. Bases 1 to 1503 code for a protein of 500 amino acids. Gene Ontology annotation, molecular function: transmembrane transporter activity. Gene Ontology annotation, cellular component: membrane. Gene Ontology annotation, biological process: transmembrane transport. The record is from RefSeq and is a predicted model, not a curated record. Lineage: Eukaryota; Fungi; Ascomycota; Eurotiomycetes; Eurotiales; Aspergillaceae.